This is a messenger RNA of Ficedula albicollis (Collared flycatcher), 1163 nucleotides long. RefSeq names its product interleukin-36 receptor antagonist protein-like. Bases 158 to 655 code for a protein of 165 amino acids. The record is from RefSeq and is a predicted model, not a curated record. The transcript is spliced from 5 exons. Lineage: Eukaryota; Metazoa; Chordata; Aves; Passeriformes; Muscicapidae. Gene Ontology annotation, molecular function: interleukin-1 receptor binding; cytokine activity. Gene Ontology annotation, biological process: positive regulation of gene expression; inflammatory response to antigenic stimulus; cellular response to lipopolysaccharide.
CCAGCUGAGCCGGGGGUCUCACCAGAGCCCGGGGGUCCCAGCGGAGCCGGGGAUCCAAGAGGAGCCAGGGGUCCCAGCGGAGCCGGGGUUCUCACCAGAACCGGGGGUCCCACCAGAUCCCACCAGAACCGGGGGUCUCAGCUGAGCCGGGGGUCCCAUGGAGGCCGAAGGCUUCGCCCUCUGCCACGCGCCCGCGCUGCAGACCGAGGUGUUCCAGUACCGGCUGUGGGACGUGAACCAGCGCUCGCUGUACCUGCGCGACGGGCACCUGGUGGCCGGGCACCUGCAGGGCGCCAACGCCGCGCUGGAAGAGAAAGUGUUCUGGGUGCCCAACCGAGCCCUGGAGCCCGCGCGGCUGCCCGUGAUCCUGGGCAUCCAACACGGCUCCCGCUGCCUGAGCGCCGAGCGCGGCCCGCGCGGAGAGCCGCGCCUCAGCCUGCAGGACGUGGACAUCCGGGAGCUGCCCCGCGCCGGGGACAGCGCGGCCGCCUUCACCUUCUUCCGCUCCUACCGGGACGGGCUGUGGCGCUUCGAGUCGGCCGCGCACCCCGGCUGGUUCCUGUGCACGGCCCCGCGCGGCCACCAGCCCCUGGCGCUCUGUCGCCACCGCGAUGUCGCCUCCAACCUGAUCGACUUCUACUUCCAGCUCUGCUGAGCCACCCCGGCCCCCCGCGCGGGGACAGCCCACCCCAGGGAGGGUGACAUUCUCCUGGAGAGGGUGGCAUCCACCUGGAGAGGGUGACAUCCACCUGGGGAGGGUGACAUCCUCCUGGGGAGGGUGACAUCCUCAGCCCAGGGAGGGUGACAUCCCCACCAGGAUGGUGACAUCCUCCUGGAGACGGUGACGUCCUCAGCCCAGGGAGGGUGACAUUCCCCCGGGGAGGGUGACAUCCUCACUGGGAUGGUGACAUCUUCCUGGGGAGGGUGACAUCCUCAUCCCAGCGAUGGUGACAUCUUCCUGGGGAGGACGCCACCUCCCUACGGACGGCGACAUCCUCACCCAGGGAGGGUGACAUGUCCUUGCUCCUCGGUGGCAUCUUCUCCAGGACGGUGACAUCGCUUCAGGACAGCGCCACUCCCCGGAGGACAGCGCCAUCCCCCCGGGGACAAUGCCAUCCCUCUGGGGACAAUGCCAUCCCUCUAGGGACAAUGCCAUACCCCCG